Messenger RNA from Dunckerocampus dactyliophorus (ringed pipefish), 2166 nucleotides. RefSeq names its product unc-119 lipid binding chaperone B homolog 2 (gene unc119c). Gene Ontology annotation, cellular component: centrosome; intercellular bridge; spindle pole. Gene Ontology annotation, biological process: negative regulation of clathrin-dependent endocytosis; lipoprotein transport; positive regulation of protein tyrosine kinase activity. Gene Ontology annotation, molecular function: lipid binding. The coding region runs from base 114 to 845 and encodes 243 amino acids. The record is from RefSeq and is a predicted model, not a curated record. The transcript has 5 exons. NCBI's taxonomy places the organism in Eukaryota, Metazoa, Chordata, Actinopteri, Syngnathiformes, Syngnathidae.
AGUGACAUAAUCAGUUUAGAUUGCAGCGGAACGAAUGAGCACUGAUCUGGACAUUAUAUCCUUUGCACACAGACGAGUCACUAGAGUGACACCGAGAGACGUUCUCGCCUCAAAUGGAAAGGCAGGAUGAAAUAAUAUCAGCAAAUGGCAAUGAGGAGUGCCCGACAGAGAACGGUGAAAGUGAAAGCGAUGUGGACUGGAACAGGUUUAUUUCCCAGGAAACACCACAGGGGGGAACAGAGGAAGAGGCCAUAGCUCCAUGGAAACCUGGUGAACCAGUGACCCCACAGCAGGUGUUAAGGCUCAAUAGGUAUACCGCAGAUUACCUGUGUUUACCAGAGGACAACAUCUACAACAUAAACUUCUCUCGUUUCAAGAUUAGAGACCUGGCCAGUGGAGCCGUCAUCCUUGACAUCAAAAAGCAAUGUCCAACAGAAAUCCAAGACAUCAUCAAACCUGAUAUCAACCGAUUUAUCCAGUAUCGCUUCUCACCUGCAUUUCUCACCCUUAAAGAGAUUGGAGCUACGUUGGAAUUCACCGUGGGCAACAGGGCACUGAACCGCUUUCGCCUUAUUGAGAGGCAUUUUUUCAGAAAUGUCCUGCUCAAAACCUUCGACUUUGAGAUUGGCUUCUGCAUCCCACACAGUAGGAACACCUGUGAGCACAUCUACUGCUUACCUGACCUGGAACCACAAACAGUUGAGGAGAUGAUUGCCAAUCCCUUUGAGACACGCUCAGACAGUUUUUACUUUGUCAACAACAAGCUGGUCAUGCAUCACAAAGCGGAGUAUUCCUUUGUGGAAGAGAGACAGACUGACACGUCUUGUCAAAAUGGAAAUGAUUGAAUGAAGUGGGUUUUACAUACAUGCAGUUAUUGUUUAGUUUGGUCUGAACUGAUUAGAAAAUAAACAGCUGGGAAAAAAAACCUGAGGGUGUACACAGGACAGGUUCUGGAACGAUGUGCAUAGAUUUCAUUUAUUUUCAUACCAAAGUUAAUAUUGGCCAUUAACACAAUCAGCAACUGUAUAAAAUUCCCUUCUAUUUCCCAGUUGACCUCUUUUAUUCAUAGCAGUCAUCCAAUAUAUAUACAAAAAUCAAGUACAAUUAUCCCUUGUUUAUUCAGGUUAAUGGAGUCCAGACCCGACUGCGAUAAGUGAAUUUCCGCCAAGUAGGAGUCAAUAUUAAUAAAUGGAUAAUUUUUGUAAUUAGGGCAUAAAAAACCUGGCUAUGACUUUCUAAGUACAGUUUGGGUCAUUAUUAGAGCCCUGUAUACAUGAAAUAACACCCCUAUAUUCACCUUUACACUCCUAUCAUUCUUUUCUUACACUUACAUUGCAACACAUGCUCUGGCUACAGGAUCACUGCAGGGACACAAGAGUAAGCCGCUGCUUUGAGCAUUAGCAUGCUACCAAGCUAACAAGUUAGCAUCCAGUUUAUUUAUUCUAAACUUAAGAAAGGCUUUCAAAUGGAGUUGCUUCCUUUUUACCCAUAGACUCUCUGAUUUGCAUGUUGUUUUCACCUCUAAAUGCAAUCUACACAGGCAAAACAUAUCCUCCCCAAACCCAAACUGAGCAUAGACAUUCAGUGUUAUUUAUUGAUUGAUUAAGUAAUAUAAUGUGAUACACCUGUGCAACAAAACACACCUAUCAGUCACAUGUUCCAGUACUUUGGCUCAAAUGAAAAAUGGGUGGGUAAAAAAAAAAAAGGAUUCUACCGAAAUGUUUUCAGUCUACAGCAAAAAUAAAGAAAUUGAUCCAAUAGAGGCCACUGUACUGUAAGUCUGCACUUUUUAAUAAUAAGGAGAACACGAUGGACCAGGAUUUAAUGAGUUGGUCACAUAGACGGGUUGUCGACAUAAACAGGUUCCACUGUAUGUGUACAAAUCACACUGUUAGAUUAUUGAUUUGUUGGAAAGAAGACUUUACAGCAUAUAACAUGAUAGGAUAGGAUAUUUAAUGUAUUACAUUUGAGUUGUGAUACUUUUUUUUGUUCUGUCUGUACUGAUUGAUUCUCAACUGAGUCCUUUUCAUUUCGUAUGUAAAUAAAGGACUUCAUAUCAACCGAGAAUUGCUAUUUUUACUCAGUACAGUAAACUUAUAAGGCUUGCUUAGUCAACUUAUUCAAGGCUGUGUGAAAAGGUGCAUAUGCUGUACAGAUAUGAUUUCU